Vitis vinifera (wine grape) is the source of this 2394-nucleotide messenger RNA. RefSeq lists its product as uncharacterized. Lineage: Eukaryota; Viridiplantae; Streptophyta; Magnoliopsida; Vitales; Vitaceae. The record is from RefSeq and is a predicted model, not a curated record. The transcript is spliced from 9 exons. Gene Ontology annotation, molecular function: protein binding. Bases 59 to 2344 code for a protein of 761 amino acids.
UGGUAUAGAGAGGAGUGGGUGACGUUCUUACUUGUUACUCAUCAUCAGGAGAGGAAGAAUGGUGGAGUUCACUCUGACAAAACUGUUUGACGAGGUCCUGAAAGGGCACUGGGAUAACGUUGUCGACAUAUACGAGCACAUCAAAGGAGCUGCCCAACUCAAGAUCAAUAGUUCUGGGGACACAGCAUUGCACAAAGCCGUCUCAGAUGGCCGUGAACAUAUAGUUGAACAACUUGUUAAAGCGCUGCGUGCCGAGGUCAAGGAUGCUCUAGAACUUACGAAUAACCAUGGCAACACUCCUCUCCAUUUAGCUGCGGCCAUGGGAAAUAUUCCUAUGUGCAAAUGCAUGACUGGAGAGCAUAUAGAUCUGCUGGACCAGCGCAAUAAUAAUGGGCAUACACCCCUCUUCUUGACCGUUCUCCAUGGCAAACUGGACGCUUUCAUUUUCCUCUGUGAAAUCUGCAAACCAAAUGGCAUCGAGAGGUACUAUCGAGGAGGAAAGUUUGGUGCAACGAUUCUCCACACCGCCGUUAAUGGAGAGCACUUUAAAUUGGCAUUUCAUAUAAUGAACAAUCAUAAAGAGCUAAUGAACUGGAUGGACGAAAGAGGAUCGACCCCUCUCCAUCUUCUGGCCGAUAAGCCUUCAGUAUUCAGAAGUGGUGCUUACUUCGGCUGGCGGGAAAAUAUUAUUUAUUCUUGUAUAACCGUCAAAGAGCUGCCAGAUCUCAUUCUUCCAGACGAGAUCAACAACCAAACAGGUCAACAAUCAAGGAACACCGAAUUUCCAAGCGAUCGAUGGUUUCCACCAACUUAUAGAAAAUGCUGCUACUUCUUGAAUCUCAUAUAUAGUGUUCUAUUGGUUAUCUUUGGAUGGGGCAAGCUGGUUUCUAAUUCUAGAGCUAAUGGAGAAAAUGCAAAAAACUCUGGUCAAGUGGGGGAUGCCGAGAACCCCAAAGAACUUGAAGAUGAGAGUUUAUGCAUCCCAUGCUUUCGGUUUUCUGGAGGUAAUGGAGACAAUGCAAAAAGACAUGGCCAGACGGGAUUGGCGGGGAACGCAAAAGAACUGCCUAAAGGUGAAGAUCAACUAAAGUUCCCACCAAAUUAUCGCACAGGCAUCGAGCUGAUGAAGCUUGUAUUUAAACUAAUGCUGAUUAUCCUUGGAUUGGGAUACGAAGAAAUACAGAAGAUUAAGCACAUGAAAGAGAAGCACGUAUGGUCUGUUCAGAUCCUCAAAAAAAUGCUUGAAAGUACUAGAAUUUAUGGGUAUGAUGCUGGUGGAAGGUCCGGACCAUCAACAUCAACAUCCGGUGAAGGGCAUGCUUUAAUGGAAAAUUUCACAGAAUUUCCACCAGUAGAAACUAACGGAAAGGCCAAAGAUGCCGAUGAUAAACACGAGCCGGGACUGGAUAGAAGUGAGACACCAAUACUAACCGCAGCAAGAACUGGUAUCAAAGAAAUUGUGGAGCUCAUCCUCAAGCAUUUUCCAGUUGCCAUUCAUGACAUGAACUCACAGAAGAAGAACAUAGUGCUGUUGGCAGCGGAGAAUAGACAACCCCAUUUGAUUGAUCUCUUAAUACAGAAAAAUUCCAGUGAAAGUGUAUUUCACACGGUGGAUAUUAAAGGAAACAGUGCGUUGCACCUUGCUGCAAAUUACGAUCCGUCUCUGAAUCCUUGGACUCUUCCAGGUGCUGCAUUGCAAAUGCAAUGGGAAAUAAAGUGGUAUGAGUAUGUCAAAAGUUCCGUGGGACCAGACUUCCUCAUGUUGUACAAUAACGAUGGAAAGACCGCAAAGGAGAUCUUCACAACCACACAUAAAGACCUCGUAAAAGAAGGUGGAAAAUGGCUACUUAAGACCUCGGAUUCAUGCUCGGUUGUAGCAGCGCUUAUUGCAACCGUCGCCUUCGCAACCUCAGCCACUAUUCCAGGAAGCACCGAACAAGGGAAACCAGUUCUUGGAAAGGAACUAGCAUUCCAAGUGUUUGCAAUUUCAUCAUUAGUUUCUCUUUGCUUCUCGGUCACUUCCUUGGUAAUGUUUCUAGCAAUUCUCACAUCUAGAUACCAAGAGAAUGAAUUUAGGAUAACCUUGCAUACGAGGCUUCUGUGGGGUUUAUCGUUUCUGCUGAUUUCCAUAGCAGCCGGAUUGGUCUCUUUUUGCGCAGGCCACUUCUUCAUUCUGAAUGAUCACUUGAAAUCUGUGGCAGUUCCAAUAUAUGCAGUCACCUGCAUCCCAGCAACACUUUUUGCCCUGGCCCACUUGCCUUUAUACUUUGAUCUCCUACGUGCCAUUUUUACCAAAGUCCCACUGGUUUUGUAUAACGGAAGGUUUGCUACGGACACAACUUAAAAUUGAUUAAAGAUGUUUCUAAAAGUUAGAAAUUUAUUCAGUUUUUAAAA